AUGUCCGUUCGGAUACAGCUCGACAAGCCUCAGGGCGCCUUUACAAAUCUCGACCAGAUUAGCGGAGUGGUCAUCCUGAGCAUACUUGGUCCCGAGACUGUUUCUGCAAUAACCGUGAAACUCGAGGGGGAGAGUAGAUCUCAUCUAGCGGGGAAUAUCAAUCCGCGACGCAACUAUGACGGCUUCGAGAAGGAAGGUUCACGACAAGAGGUCCACAAGCUUCUCUACAAGGUCCUUACUGUCUUUCCUACACCGGAUCUCCUAAGGGCAACAGGCCCGGAUCAAGCCUAUACCCUACCAUCGGGUCCUCAUGCCUACCCUUUCCGGUUCAAGGUCCCUUUCAACAAUGACUGCUCCAACAACAACUCCUUGCUUACAAGCCUCAAUGCCUUGCGUUUUGAAAUGGCAAGAGAUACGAACAAACAUGUGAAGAAAACCCUUCCACCUUCUCUCAAUGGACUUCCAGGAGAAGCAGAAAUACAUUACUACGUGAAAGCUACGGUGCAGCGACCGGCGUUCUAUAAGGAGAAUUUCAGAGCAACCUACCCAUUCAUAUUUCUUCCUAUCGAACCACCUCGACCCUCUCCCAACAAACGAGAAUCGUAUGCUAGAAGAUCCCACCAGUUCGGUCCAAGUAUUGAUGUGCCUGAAAAGCCUGGCCUCUUCCGGAAGGCGUCUGUGGCAACCACCGAUCCAUCAGUCCCGGAAGUGCCACCUCCGAGCAUCAGUAUUGACGGUCGCUUGCCUGAUCCAGCCAUCAUCACCUGCAACGAAGCGCUACCCCUACGGAUACUAAUUACCAAGAAGAAUGAGACUCCAGCAACUAUAUACUUAAGAACGCUGAGUAUCAUACUUGUAGGCUUCACUGUGAUUCGAGCCCACGAACUACGAAGGCAAGAGGCUCAAAGCUGGGUGAUUAUGAGCCAAGCCCACAUAGACAAGGCUCUAAACAGCACCGUUGGCGGUAAUGGCAACAAUAUUUUAGAGGUCGACUCAAACCUGUGGAAGCAGCGCCCUUUGCCAAACACGGUCUCACCGUCAUUUGCCACAUGUAACAUAUCACGCCGCUACGAGUUGGAAGUCAAGGCUGGAUUGUCCUGGGGCUCUGCUCAGAACAUAAACCCUGAACUUACAGUACAAUCCGUUCGAAUGCCUGUAGAAGUCUAUUCUGGGAUCGCUCCUCCCCAAGCCCUGCUCGACCAAAUGGCGGAUCGACCCACUGCGCAGCCUACUUCAAAUUACAACCUUCGCCCACCUGGUUCUGCCAAUGGGCCUUCCACUGGGCACUCUCCCGGACCUUCUCGGCCUCAUGCUCAAGCGCACAGCGAUCAUAUUGAGCCUUCUCCGUCAGAUAUUCCUGAAGAAGCACCUCCAAGCUAUGAGGAUGCAAUGGCGGAUGAUCUAGCACCGAUCGAUGGACCAAGGCGAGACUAUCACCAGCAGACAACCUCGACGCCAACUGGCAGCAACGGCACCAGCGGUAAAGGGUCUGCGAGUGAAGACAGGUUGUUUCCUGAGAGCAGGCGAUGA
Letharia columbiana is the source of this 1530-nucleotide messenger RNA. RefSeq lists its product as uncharacterized. The transcript has 5 exons. Gene Ontology annotation, molecular function: ubiquitin protein ligase binding; protein-macromolecule adaptor activity. Bases 1 to 1530 code for a protein of 509 amino acids. Gene Ontology annotation, cellular component: cytosol; plasma membrane; cytoplasm. The record is from RefSeq and is a predicted model, not a curated record. Lineage: Eukaryota; Fungi; Ascomycota; Lecanoromycetes; Lecanorales; Parmeliaceae. Gene Ontology annotation, biological process: ubiquitin-dependent endocytosis.